AUGACGACGAAAAGCGAACGAAGAAAGUGUACAACGGAAUUUCAGCCCUAUAAUGAUCAAGAUCUCAUAAGCUAUCUACAGAAAUUCGUUUGCGGAAUGCCAAUUGAAACCGAUCGUAUUGGACAUAUAGAUGUGUACGGUAACAAGAAGCCAUGUGAAUUAUUCCAAGACUUAUUAUGUAGCAAAGAGGAGACGAGUAAUGAUCAUGUAAACUAUUUCUUUACUCAGUUGAAGAAAAAAUCUGCCAGUGGUAAAAACUAUAAUAGGUCAAUUACUGGAGGUGGCUCAUGGAAAGGACGGGACACGAGUAAAGCGGUUCACGAUAAGGAAGGAUCAAUUAUAGGGUUGAAGAAAACUUUUCGUUUUGAUGAAGAAUGUAGUGAUCAUCAAAGAAUCGUAUGGAAUAUGAAAGAAUAUUGUCUUAGUGACAACAUACUAGAGGUGUUAAGACAACGUUGUCAAAUCCGACAUGAAGACUAUGUUCUAUGUAGCGUUGAGAGGAAGGUUAAUUUGUGUAAACAUUCUCAGGAUAUCCCUUCGGAGAUAUCUUCUUCAGCACUGAGAUAUGGUGGUUGGCCGUUGUAUACUGAACUAACUAAAUUGCCACCAUUAAUUGAUGGACCGUUUGAGUCAUUGACUGAAGAAGAAUUGGCUUUCUUUGAUAAUCCUGAUCCUGGAUAUCCACAGGCUUAUGAGAAGGCUUAUUUUAAUUUUUAUAGCAAUUAG
Messenger RNA from Nicotiana tabacum (common tobacco), 726 nucleotides. Its product is annotated as NAC domain containing protein 50-like. Gene Ontology annotation, molecular function: DNA binding. Lineage: Eukaryota; Viridiplantae; Streptophyta; Magnoliopsida; Solanales; Solanaceae. Gene Ontology annotation, biological process: regulation of DNA-templated transcription. The record is from RefSeq and is a predicted model, not a curated record.